AAACUUGCUUUGGCAGGAAAUCCGAGUCCGCAAGUCAGGGCCAGUCCGUAGGUUAAAAAAGAAAAAUCUCUUCCGAGCUCUUUUCGGUUCCCUUCUCUGCUCUCUUCUGCUCUUUUCUUCUCUCUUUCAAAACCUCCAAGGCCAUUGGUCCUCUCUGCGCGUUUCUUGUCCUUCUUCGAUCGUGGUAAUCGGCCCACAUCCCUCAAAUCUCAUCUCACUUCAAAACCGUCCAGCGAUUUCUCCUCAAACCUUCUGUUUCUUCUACAGCUUCUCGAUUUCUGCUCUAAGAAAGCCGUUGGAGAAAAGCAGCAGCUAAGUACUCUAUCUCUCUCUUUCUCUCUCAGUUAUGCUGUUCUUCCCAGAAGCUCUUCCUUUCUGGGGUUUUCUCUUCUGCUUCUUGCCAGCGAGCUGCCGGGCGGAGCAUUGCCGCCCAUGCGCAUGUUAGCGAGGAGGCCGGGGCCUUGCUAAAAUGCGCCGCCCGGGCUGGUUUCUUCGUCGUGUUCUUCUCCAGACGAGAUUAUUUAACGGACUGCUGCCCAUGCGCAAGUUAGAAAAAACACUUGGUCUGUGCUAAGUGCGCUGCAAGGGCUGGUGCCUUGAACUGCUUGCGAUUUCUAUUGGAAGUAAUUUGAUUUUUCAUGAGAACUAGCCCAUUCUGAUGUAGGUUUUAUGUCUGGCGUGGAAUCUGCUUAUCAUCGCUAAAACUGGAAAACUGGGGUCUGUUUGGCGGCAUUUUCAUUGAGAAAGAUGCAUUUUUGGAACUGUUUUGACAUGGAUUUUUGAAGUUGAAUAUGAUGGGUAUGUUUUUCCUGGCAUUUAGACAUCCGUCAGUGGUAAUUUUCCUCUUCACAAGAAGUAAUCUGUAUUCUGAUGUGGGUUUUUGAAGUAGAAUCUGAUGGGUGUUUGGGUAAUCUUGGAUUUCAAUCAGUUUGUUGGGUUUUCUAUCAUUAAAAGAGCCCUAAUCUAUGAGUAGAAAACAAUUGGGAUGUCUACCUCGGGUUCUUCUUUCAAAAGGACGUCUUUUUAGUGCCUAUUCUUCUGCUUCUUCUGUGUGUCUCUUGGACGAACAAUCUUUUGAUCGAAAUCAGACUCUUGGAACUGAAAUUGACGAUAGAAGUUGCAGAGAGAGAUUGAAUCCUUGUAUCGGUAGAAACCGCUCUCUUUUUCCCUUAGUUGCUAGAGUAUUUCAUUCUUUGAAUUGGGACACCGCGAGGGAAAUAAGCUUUAUGAAAGCCGCCGAGAAGCAUGGCUUAUCUCAUUCUAUGUACGUGUUUGCAUUUAUCAUCAAUAUCUUUGUAUCUGUGGGAUUGCGAGGAGAGGCGAACAGUUUAUUGAGGGAGAUUGUGUGCUACCUUAAGAAUGUAAAUCUUGAUGCUUUUGGAUUGUUGGAUGCAUUGGUGGAGUUGUCAGGCAGCACUGGAACCUUGUCCGUCGUGUCCCAAGAACUCAUUAAGGUUUUCACAGAGUUCUCAAUGCUCGUGCAUGCCAUGGAUGUGUUCUUGUGGGCUAAGAAAAUGGGGUUGGAGCUGAGCAUUUUUUCAUGCAAUUUCCUGCUCAAGCAUUCUGUUAAAAGGAAUGAAGCUGCGUUAGUGACGAGCUUGUUUGAUGAAAUGAAGAACUGCGGCCCAACUCCCAAUGUUUAUACUUACACUAUUUUGAUGGAUUUCUACUGUGGAAAAGAUAUGGGCCGAGCUACUGAGAUUCUAGAGGAAAUGGAAAGGAAUGAUGUGCACCCCAAUGCUGUGACGUACAGUACGUACAUUCGUGGGCUUUGCAUAGCUGGAGAAACUGAGCUGGCUUGGGACUUUCUACGGGAUUUGAGAGACAGAGAGCUGCCUCUAAACAGUCACUGUUAUAAUGCCGUUAUUCAUGGCUUUUGUUGUAAAGGCAGCUUGUAUGAGGCGGUGAUGGUUUUGGAGGAAAUGAGGAGUUGUGGGCUGUUGCCAGAUGUUCAUAGCUAUAGCAUUUUGAUUCAUGGGUUUUUCAAGAAUGGCAAUGUUCGAAAGGGUCUGAGCCUGUUUGACGAAAUGGUGACCAGCGGAAUAAGGCCUAACCUCGUUACCUAUAGCUCGCUCUUGGACGGUCUGUGUAAGAGAGGACAAAUGGAAAGUGCAUUGUAUUUGUUCCAAAGACUUUCGGGUUUUGGUUUUAAGUAUGACCAGACUUUUUACAACAUCUUGAUUGACGGAUACUGCAAGCAUGGGGAUUUGGCUGGGGCUCACAGGCUCAUUCAGGAGAUGAUUGGACAUGAUUUGGUUCCUGAUGUUUUCAAUCACACCAGCCUAAUAUGUAGUUACUGCAAAAAUAGGUGCUUGAAGAUGGCCUUGGAACUGUUUAAAGAUAUGCUUGCUAAUGGCGUGUUGCCAAAUGUUGUUACUUGCACUGUUAUUGUUGAUGGGUAUUGCAUGGAAGGGCUGGUCUUGGAAGCUUUCAAGCUUAUGGAUGAAAUGCUAGAGCAGGGCAUUAUUCCUAACUUGUUUACUUAUAAUGUAAUCAUCAACAGGCUGUGCAAGGAGAGGAAAUCAGAGUGGGCCAUGGAGAUUUUUGAAUCGAUGGUAAAGAGAGGGCUUGUUCCUGACGUUGUUAUUUAUAGCACCCUAAUCAAUGGUUUCGUGAACGAAUUGAAUUUGGAGGAGGCUUUCAAGUUGUACGCUAGGAUGUCGAAAGAUGGGAUCACGCCAAACAUCAUUACGUAUACGAACCUUAUCAAUGGACUAUGCAAUUACGGCAGAAUGCGGGAAGCUUUGAAUUUGUUUGAGGAAAUGAUUAGGAAGGGGUUGGUGCCUGACAAAAUUGCUUACACGACGAUUAUUGCUGGGUUUUGUAGAACUGGAGAUAUAAAGAAGGCUUUGAAUCUGUUCAAUCAGAUGGUGCAAAGCGGUCUCUUGCCUGACGUAGUUACUUAUACCUGUCUUGUUGAUGGGUACUGCAAGUCUCGUCGGAUGGACAAUGCGGUUGUUUUGUUUGAUGACAUGGAGAAAAAGGAAGCUGCUCCGAAUUUGGUAACUUAUACGGCCCUAAUCGCAGGAUUCCGAAACACUGGUGAUUGGAGCAAAGCUUUUAAGGUGUAUGAGAAAAUGUUGGAAAAGGGCAUUGAACCAGAUGCUGUUACCUAUACAGCAUUGGGGUUGCAUUUGCAGCAGGAUGAGAAAGGUUGAAUGGGAAAAUGAGUCACAUGGCGUAAACCAUGCAUGGCCUAUCGUGUUUUCUCAAACCGAUCUACCUUGCGUUAAGGAGUCUUAUUGUAAUGAGCUGCGAUCAAAGGCAUCCCUUGUGGAGAUUCUAUUCGCAAUGUUGCAAUUGUACAUGAUGGGUUACCAUGCAGACCCCAUGCGGUUUACUCUAUGGGUUUUGCUCUUUAUAUGAGACUUUUUGACAAUGAGUUCGAACCUCGUGCUCAGGUGCUAGCAAUGUGAAGGAGGCAAUGUCAAGAUCAAAGCCUCUUCACCAACAGAAGAAAAAUACACCUGUAGAUGAUGGGUGUCUUACCAUUGGGAUUCUCUGCAAAACCCAAAAGCUGAAAGUUGAAGUUGGUGCAGAUGAAUGGAACGGCAGUAACCACAGGUUCUAUGCAAUGGAUUUCAAAGACAGAAUACAAGGAAAAUGAGGUUAGAUUCAGGUGCUGCCUUUUACCUGUUUCAUCAGUGAGUUAUUAUAUAAUACUCCGGCUCUCGUUUGUACAUCAUAUUUGGGUUUUCAUUUUGUCCAUGUGGGGCCCAUUGUUCCAUGAUCCUAAUCCCAGCCAUAGACAAUUUGGCCUUUUAUUGGGUUGAUUGUGAACCAUUUUGUUUCAUUCUUAACCAUUUAUUUUGAUGGCCAUGGAGUGGGGGGUAGCAAUUCUUCCAUUGUGGGGGUUUUUUGGUGCAUGUGCCAUCCACAGCGAGAUCAACGGUUUUGGAUCACAGAACCGUGGGCCCCACUUGUAGAAACUGAAAGCGGCAAUGGUACCAUACAAACUCGACCGUUCGGGCUUUGUAUAAUACUCUCUUCAUCAAUAUUGUGCUCUCUCUUCAUGUUGGGGGCCUUUUACUUCCUAAUGGAUAUCCAUGUAUCAUCUUUUGUUAUUUAUUUUGAUAUAUUCAAGGGAAGAAAUCACCAUAAA
Molecule: messenger RNA, 4102 nt
Organism: Magnolia sinica
Lineage: Eukaryota; Viridiplantae; Streptophyta; Magnoliopsida; Magnoliales; Magnoliaceae
Product: pentatricopeptide repeat-containing protein At1g63070, mitochondrial-like
Exons: 3
Coding region: 966-3158 (730 amino acids)
Molecular function (GO): protein binding
Source: RefSeq, a predicted model, not a curated record